Molecule: messenger RNA, 1742 nt
Organism: Microcebus murinus (gray mouse lemur)
Lineage: Eukaryota; Metazoa; Chordata; Mammalia; Primates; Cheirogaleidae
Source: RefSeq, a predicted model, not a curated record
CACCAGGUCCUGGUCAGCUUAUUCCUUCUCCUCCUCCCUUCCCAGUGGUAGCUCUCCUCGCCCAGAUCCCAAAGGCGACCCUUUCCUCAGGGUCCCGCUUGGUACCAGGGCCCCCCCCAGCUGGGGGACUGCGCCUGGAAGCUGUGAUGGAGGCCCUGCAGAGACAGCAGGCAGCUAGGUUGGCCCAAGGGCUGGGGCCAUUGGCCCCCCCUCCACGCCCGGUGCUGCCACCACGGCCUCCCCUGCCUGGCCCUGGAACCCUACAGGCCCCUGAGGGGACCUUGGGGAAUGUUGGGGCUGAGGAAGAGGAGGAUGCUGAAGAAGAUGAGGAGGUGGAGGAAGCCAGAGCAGAGGAGGAGGCGGCAGCUGAGGAGAGCCAUUCAGGGGUCCAGGGGCCCAGCUCGCCUUCCAGCCAGGCUCCUGGACCCCAUCCCCACGAGUGGACCUACGAGGAACAGUUCAAGCAGCUGUAUGAGCUCGAUGCAGACCCCAAGAGGAAGGAAUUUCUGGACGACCUGUUUAGCUUCAUGCAAAAGAGGGGGACGCCAGUGAACCGUGUGCCCAUCAUGGCCAAGCAGGUGCUGGACCUGUAUGCACUGUUUCGCCUGGUGACCGCUAAGGGCGGCCUGGUGGAAGUCAUCAAUCGCAAAGUGUGGCGGGAGGUCACGCGCGGCCUCAGCCUGCCUACCACCAUCACCUCGGCCGCCUUCACUCUACGCACCCAGUACAUGAAGUACCUGUAUCCGUAUGAGUGCGAGACGCGGGCGCUCAGCUCCCCUGGGGAGCUCCAGGCCGCCAUAGACAGCAAUCGGCGCGAAGGCCGUCGCCAGGCUUACACUGCAGCCCCGCUGUUCGGCUUGACAGGACCGCCCCCUCGGGGAACUCAGGGACCAGGCUUGGGUCCCGGCCCCGCCCCUCUCGCACAACCGCCCGGCCCCGGCCCCGCCCAGGGAUCCGCCUCCGGCCUGCCGGCGCAUGCGUGCGCCCAGCUAAGCCCAAGCCCUAUCAAGAAAGAGGAGAGUGGCGUUCCAACCCCUCACCUGGCACUGCCUGUGGGCCUGGCCUUGGGACCUACACGGGAGAAGCUGGCACCAGAGGAGCCCCCAGAGAAGAGGGCUGUGCUGAUGGGGCCUAUGGACCCACCUCGACCUGGCAUGCCCCCCAGUUUUCUGCCCCGUGGCAAAGUUCCCCUGAGGGAAGAGCAGCUGGACGGGCCUCUCAAUCUGGCAGGCAGUGGCAUCAGCAGUAUCAACAUGGCCCUAGAGAUCAACGGGGUGGUCUACACUGGUGUCCUCUUUGCCCGCCGCCAGCCUGUGCCAGCUUCCCAGGGCCCAACCAACCCUGCACCCCCACCCUCUACAGGGCCCCCUUCCAGCACCUUUCCCUAAAAGCUCCUAGUCAGAACUAAGAGUCCCAGCCCCAUUGCUGAGGGGGGAAGAGACCCUCCUCCACCUUGAUUCUUUCAGGGUGUCUACUCUGGGACCCAGCCCUAGGAGGUGACCUCCACCCCCCCAUGCCAUGUGGACUUGAAGCCAAAUGUUCUUUUGAUGUUACAUCUACCUCAUUGUAAAGGGAGGGCACCUCCUCCCUGGCCAAUUCUAGCAGCAUCUACCAAAGGGUUCUUUUCCCAGUAACCCCCAUCAUCUCCUCAGGUGCUUCCUGUGCCAAUGUCAUCUCUAGGAUCCUGCCCCUCUGAGUCAGCCCUGCUUCUCUUCAGGAGCCAGGUGAAAGGCUGGGUUGGG